GGCGCUUCGCUGCCAGCGGGCUCGGGGUAUUUUGCGCCGGGCAGCGGGGCGGGGGCAGCCGCCCUGACGGCUUGCCGGGUCUGGGACGUGCUCAGACUGCCGAUGCGGCGCUCCCGUCGCUCGGGGCUGGCUGUGUGACCGGCUCCGGGGGCUCGCUGGAAGAGGGAGCAUGUGCAUCUACUGAAGGUCUGGAGAAGCCUGCGAUGACAAAGAUGCCUCGUGAGGAGAAAGACGUCCGUAGGAGUGAUUCCAUCAUCCCAUGCUUCCUAACAAUCGAGCUACUGAUUAUGGUUGGGAUGGCCUUACUGACAUACUACUUUGAGUACACGGACACAUUCACCGUGCACCGGCAGGGUUUCUUCUGCUAUGACAGUGCUUACAUGAAGCCAUACCCAGGGCCAGAGGAGAUGAGCUUUCUUCCGCCAGUCCUGCUCCAGUCGUUAGCAUCAGCCAUUCCCAUGGCAACAAUAGUUCUGGGGGAGUUGGCCGCGUUCGCCUUUCAGUCGGAGUUUGUCCGCCGCGAGCGAACCAUCGUGACAGCGGACUGCUGCACUCUGAACCCUCUGGUCCGCAGGGUCAUCAGGUUCUUGGGGGUUUACGCAUUUGGCCUGUUUGCCACCGAUAUAUUUGUGAACGCGGGGCAGGUAGUAAUGGGAAGUCCCACGCCGCACUUCCUCACCGUCUGUCGACCCAACUACACGGCUCUGGGCUGCAGCCAGCCUUCCCAGUUCAUCGUCUCCCCGGAUGCCUGCACCGGAAGCCCGAGCCUGGUGUCCAGUGCCAGGCGAGCGUUCCCUUGCAAGGAUGCAGCGCUCAGCAUGUACGCUGCCAUCUAUACCGUGAUGUACGUCACCAUCAUGUUCCAAGCGAAGGGGACGCGGCUGACCAAGCCCGCGGUGUGCCUCACUCUCCUGUGCCUCACCUUCCUCACCGGGGUGGUGCGGGUGUCUGAGUAUCGGAACCACUGGUCGGACGUGCUGGUGGGAUUCAUGACUGGAGCCGCCGUUGCGGUGUUUCUGGUCUGCUGUGUCGUGCACAGAUUUAAAGGGUCAGACCCUGUUUGUAAGAAGGUGGGGAACGUCUCGAAACCAGUCCGUGUGAUGCUCGCCCUCCCCUGUGUGGAAAGUCCACUAGAAAAGUUAAGUGUUGUUCAGAAUUGUUCAGCUGAAUUCUCAGAAGGAACAUGAGAGGUCCUGCUUCUUCCCCUCGACGCCGGAUGUGUUGAUUGCCACUCGGUCGGUGAUGAGUGAAGUCUGAGUUCCAGCCAGAGUCCCAGUGCGUGUACAGCUUUGCAUGACCAGCAGUCUCACUCAUGUAGAGUCUAGUGAUUGUCGGAUUUGUAGGAACAUUUCCCUGUGGUAUCUCUUUUCGUUUCUGUUCUUCUCAAUCCUUUGAGUGGAGCACCAAUCCUCUGUUGGCAAACACCAUCCUUGGGGACAGGUACGAGAGCCCCUGUAAGUUUUGCUGCUGUUACAGCUGCCCCCACUUCUGCUCAGAGCCGUGGUUUGUUAUCAAGGCUGUUUGUGACUGGUCUGGGGUAGGUGGGGGGGAAGUGCCGCUCUGGUCCUGGUUUACUAAGUGGAUUAGGGGUGACUUUUCCAUACUUCCCCAGGCCAGGGCCUUCCAACACAUGGGCUCUGAUCUUCAUUAUUGCUGGAAUUCCACAAUGUCAUUUCACUCAUCGUCUGACUAUAGGAAUAAGCAAAGAUACCCUCUCAAGGUCAAGGGGGAGCUGGGGUAGACAUCAUCUGGACAGUGGAUGGGGAACAUGAGAGACCGUCUGGACAUUGGUGGCUACUGGUUGGACAUUCAGUGAGAACUGGCUGGCCCUCUGGUACAGUCACAUAAGUUGGACAUCGAGGGGGAAGAUUCUGUAGGCAUCGGGUGGGGAUAUUGGUUGGGGAUCAGAUUGACGUCAAAGACAAGAUUAUCUGUUGACAUCAGGUAGGGAUGGUACACCUAGAAGAACUUAAUGAAGACUAUCUGGACUUUGGGUGUAAACUGUCUGGAGCUUUGAUAGGAAUAAUCUGAAUAUUAUUUUGGGGUCAGUAGAACAUUAGAUGGGGAUCAAUAGAAAUUAAAUAAACAUUGGGGGGAAACUUUGUGCAUGGACUGUCUGAAUACUAUCUAGAAAUUUGGAAAGGGGUGGCUUCUAACUGUACAUCAGAUGUGGAUUGUCUGUUCACCUUCUUAACAUUUGGUGGACACCUGCAAGGAAAAGAGUGGGGAUAGCUUGAACAUCCAGUGGAAAUUGCCAGGUGUCAGUAUCACAGCUUUCCAGCAGAAUAACACAGGCUUCCCUUUCCUGGCACGGGUGGUCCAAGUAAGGAUAAGGAUGUGCUGCUGAUAGGAGGUGAGAAUCCUGGACAUUCUGCGCACCAGCCCUGGAGGAAGAUCUCAGGUAAUAAACCUGCAGGGAUUUUGCCUUU
Molecule: messenger RNA, 2429 nt
Organism: Hypanus sabinus (Atlantic stingray)
Lineage: Eukaryota; Metazoa; Chordata; Chondrichthyes; Myliobatiformes; Dasyatidae
Product: phospholipid phosphatase-related protein type 5-like
Exons: 8
Coding region: 204-1187 (327 amino acids)
Biological process (GO): phospholipid metabolic process; phospholipid dephosphorylation; signal transduction
Molecular function (GO): phosphatidate phosphatase activity
Source: RefSeq, a predicted model, not a curated record